GUUGCGGUUUCUUUAGCUAUGUUUGAUUGGAACGACGAAGAGCUUGAUAAUAUAAUAUGGGGUGAGCCUGGUGAGAUUGAUGACCAUAUUGUGCCUUUCCGUGAGGGAAGUGAAGAUAAGCCUCCAGGAUUACAGGGAGAUCACAUUAAAAAGGAGCAGGAUCAUGAUGCUACAAAUGCUAAACCAGCUGGGCAGAAGAAACUUGCUAAAAUUGAAUAUACUAGGGGUGAACAAGCGAGCCCUUUGCACUAUGAUACGAAUGAAGGAAUUUCUGCAUCAGGAUAUAACAUGGAUCCAUUGCCUGAUUUAUCUUCUAAACAUCUUGUCAGAAUUCAUCGGUCCAUGGGGACCGAAGUAUCUAAUGUUUUAACUGAAGCCACAGAAUUUGGUUCUAAGGGAGGUAAGAGUAUUACUUAUAUUAUUCAGAAUCAGCAUGAAACUAGGGAGCAAAGUGAUUUUGUUGACUACGGCUGGGAUAACAUUGGAAGCUUUGAUGAUCUUGAUAGAAUUUUCAGCAAUGACGACUCAGUAUUUGGAAAUGUGAGUCUUGGUAAUGCAAAUGAGUUGUGGCCAUCUUCAAAAGACAUAGCAAAUAGUCCUGAAGGAUCUUUUCAGUUAUCAAUGGACUCUCCAAGUUUGGGUUUAGGAACACAGAGGAGUACAUCUGGACAUUUUGAAGUUAAAACAGAAUAUGUACAAGAUCAAGACCAUUCUUCAACACAUGGCUAUGUGAAAAUGAACUAUCUGGCAUCCUAUUCUCAGCAAAAUGUUCAUGCAGGUGGUGAUCAGGUAGACUAUGUCGGAGUUAAAAGUAAGCAUGUAGCAAAGGAGAAGAGUGAUAUUGAAUUGCUUGGGAAGACCCCAGAAUUCAACUCCAACCUUGCUGCUGAAAAUAUUGCGACAUUAAAUGAAUUCAGAGACGAGGCACAGGGGAAGAAUCAGAGAAAAAUAUCCAGAAGCCAUAAAAAAUCAGGAGGAUCUGUUGGACAACAGUCACAAGAUUCAUGUGCUACCUGGUCUCUAUCUUCAAACCAAUUCCAGCAGCUUGAUGAUCAAAUUGCACUGUCAAUGCCACAAAUUACAUCUUCUGUUCUCUAUGAGCAAAUACAGCUACAGAGACCUGCGUCAUCACAAUAUCAGCAAUCUACCACCCCAUUAGCAGCCUCUUCUGUGAAUGGAAGUAUCAAAAAUCAAUGUUGCACUGUGAACAAUUUUCCACAAAUACAUUCUAGAGAAGAUAAUCAAGCAGCACUUUCUGGUUAUGAAGUUUCUUCAAGUAUCACAAAUCCUUUAAGCAGGUCUCUGGGUGCCUCCACAAAGUCACUGAUAAUGACACCUCAGGAAAAGAUUGAAAAAUUAAGAUGGAGGCAGCAAAUGCAAGCUUUGCUUGCAAUUCAGAAACAGCAGCAGCAACUCAAUCAUCAAGUCACUUGUAAUGAUCUUUCAGUUGCUCAAAAGUUCCUGCAUGCAAAUCAAGUCCAGAAGAUGCAGGGAGGGGAUAUUGCAGUUGAAAACAAUAGCACCCUACCUUCAAAUGAUCCAAACUCAAACAUUGAACAGGAUGACUCCGAUGCAAUCUCUUUGGCAAUUGAAAAUAAUUAUUCAGUGGAGGAUACUGUUCUUCACCAGCUUCAGGACAUUGUUACCAAGUUGGACAUCCGAAUAAGACUCUGUAUACGAGAUAGCUUGUUUCGAUUGGCUCAAAGUACAAUGCAAAGGCAUUAUCCUAGUGAGACAAGCAGCACAAACAAAGAUAGCAGAAAUGAGCUUGAAAUCCUCACAACAGAAGAAGCGAGUCAUCAUAACAGGUUGACUCAACUGUCCAAUGUGGAGACAGCAACCAAUCCCAUUGACCGAACCGUGGCUCAUCUGCUUUUCCACAGAUCUAUUAAAUUAUCCACAAAACAUCCCGACACCCCUGAAUCACCAGCAUCAGCUAAGUUCCCGUGUGAAAGAAAGACUGCUGGUUCAUUGAAUUCACCUAGAGGGACCUUGCCUGACAAUUACAUAAGUAAACAGGAUAUGUCAAUCUGUGCUUCAAGAGAUCCUAUUCCUGGCCUACAUGCCGAAGGAGAUUGCUCUAAAAACAAUCCCUGCAUGGAUACUUCUGAGAAUGCUUCAAACGCUGAAGCAGUAGCAGCAGCAGAUGAUAGAGGUACAGGGGUUAAUUGAAGCGUGGCAAGCAUCAAAAUUAAGUUAUACAAUGCAAACUGAAUCUUCAUCGAGUGCAUCACGAUGAUGGCCGGUGAGGUUUCCUAUUAUAUUGUCGGCUGAUUGGAGCUUCAUCAAUCGAUCCAGCCACUUUCAUAAUGCCCUAUUAAUAAUCGUACAACAUCUGAGCAAACAAGACUUCACUUAUGCAUAUGCAAGAGGGUUGUGUGUGUGCAUGAUAUGCCCUUUCCUGUUUUCUUCUGGAAGAACAUGACCAUUAUCCCAACCCUGUUAAUUGUCUGUUUGCCAUGCUUCCCGGGAAGGGUGAUCCUUCUUAAGCAUGGCUUUGUGGUAAUAAUCCUGUCCGUGCCAGUAUUAACUGUGUGUUACCGUUUGGAAAACUGAUCUGGGUCGAAUUGUGUUUAAUUGUGUUCUAUCAUCUGUUUGACUGUUGGUGUUUGUGUGACUAUGCUCUAUUUGCAGUGAAGAGAGUCAUUUCUUAGUUCAA
This is a messenger RNA of Diospyros lotus (date-plum), 2659 nucleotides long. RefSeq names its product protein LNK2. NCBI's taxonomy places the organism in Eukaryota, Viridiplantae, Streptophyta, Magnoliopsida, Ericales, Ebenaceae. The record is from RefSeq and is a predicted model, not a curated record. Gene Ontology annotation, biological process: circadian rhythm; regulation of DNA-templated transcription.